Salvia miltiorrhiza (redroot sage) is the source of this 996-nucleotide messenger RNA. Its product is annotated as zinc finger protein CONSTANS-like. Gene Ontology annotation, molecular function: zinc ion binding. The coding region runs from base 416 to 877 and encodes 153 amino acids. The transcript has 2 exons. Lineage: Eukaryota; Viridiplantae; Streptophyta; Magnoliopsida; Lamiales; Lamiaceae. The record is from RefSeq and is a predicted model, not a curated record.
AUUGCGAGAACAUAUUGGUUGGAGUUUAAGUAUGAGUAUGACCACUGAUUUUACUACCCAAAUCUUAGUUGAUCUCAAACUCCAUUAAUAUAUGCCACAGUCCCCCUUGGAUGAAGCAACCAAAAGGAGUGAAGGAAAAAAGACAAGAAAAAUAGACCAAUUUAUGCCACUCUUUACUUGCAAAGAAUGUGGGGCAACUGUGUCUUGAAAUAUUCAGCCCUUGAAAUCCCCACACACGCACAAAACAACUUGCUAUACCACAUCCCAUAUAAGAAGAAGCCCAAUAAAUCAAUAUAGGCAACUUGCCAUCCACUGUUUUACUAGCAUUCAAUGUCCUCUGUUUGAGCCGGGAAAGGAGGGAAGUAGAAGUAUAAAAAAGGGAGUGAAAUUCCCAGUAUUUUGAAUAGAAGAAGAAAUGAAGAAAUGCGAGCUGUGCAACAAGGUCGCAAGAAUGUACUGUGAAUCCGAUGAAGCAACGCUGUGCUGGGGUUGCGAUUUGAGGGUUCACACAGCAAACUUUAUUGUGGCCAAACACACACGAACUCUCCUCUGCCACGCCUGCCAGUCUCCAACCCCAUGGACCGGCUCCGGCCCCAAACUCGGCCCCACUGUCUCUGUCUGUGAGGCCUGCGUCAAUGGCCGCGCACGAGACGGUGAUGAUGAGGAUGAGGAAAAUGGUGAUCUUGCUCUUGAUGAUGACGAUGAUAGUGAAAACCAAGUUGUGCCUUUGUCUUUACCGCCCUCUUUGGCUUCGGCUUCGACUUCUUCCUGCACCACAAGAGAUGCUCUUUCCACACCUACAACUUCCUAUGAUGUAAGUCAAAGUUCGGAAGACAAGAGUGGUGCUAAAAAGAUGAGAUCAUGGAUGUGGCGAUAGCAUAAGAUGAAGACAGCAGCUUAAUUUCAAUCAUGUUUUCUCAUGUGUAUUAAUUAUUAUUGUACUUAAUUAAGCAGUGUAGUGUUAUGCUUAAUGUUUCCACUCUCGUUGUUCAACAA